CUGUGAUUACGUGUUAUGCCUAACUAAUUCCCUCAAACUAUACAGUUUCCCCGGAAAUACAAAAGAACCAAAAGCACCACCUUUCUUCUCACACUAAUUUACAUAUUCUAGUUGGUUUUCCAUGAAACUCCCACCAAAGAAACCUCGUUUUUUCAAACCUAUUUUGCCAGGUUUCAAACAUGGUCUUAAAAUACCUAUAGGUUUCUUGAAGUAUUUGAAGGGGCAGGAACAUGUUACAUGUGCUGUACUGAAAAGGGAUGGUAAGAAAUGGAGGGUUCAGGUGAAUGGCCGGAAACUGGAAGAGGGUAAUUGGGGGAAAUUUGUAGAGGAGUUUGAUUUGCAAGUGGGAAAUCUAUUGGUGUUUAGUCAUGAAGGAAAUAUGGAAUUUGAAAUUUCAAUUUUUGAUUCGAGUCAAUGUAGUAGAGCAGAAUAUACGCAAGAAGACGUGGUCGAGGAUGAGGUGGAGGUGGACGAGGAGGAAGAAGAAGAGGAGGAGUACGAGGUGGAAGAGGAGGAGGACGAGUACGAGGUGGAGGAAGAGUAGGAGAACGAGUACGAGGAGGAUGAGGAUGAGGACGAGGAGGAGGAAGCAAAAGAAGUUGCUAUAGAUGACAAUUCUUGUGAAAGAUUUCAUUUUGAAUGCACCAUUGGAAAAUUUUGCCUUUUCAGAAGCGCCUUGGUAUGCCUCAAAAGUUUUUUUUUUUUUUCACGCGGAACUCUUCAUGAAUCUUAGCUCCCAUUUGACUGUAGAUUUUGAAUUUGAAACUUCAAACAUGAAACUUGAAAACUUGACUUUUGAAGCUGUGAUUGAAUAUGUAUUUUAGAUGGAAAUUGAAGUUUUGUGAGUGAAGUUCCAAAAACCCCAAUAUCUUUUUUGUGUAAACAAUGUAUUUGUGUUAAGAAAUUCAUUGUACGAAUAUUAAAUUUAGAACCCGCUUAUCAGCUCUUGAAAUAGUCGUUCUAAAAUCCAAAAUCCAUAGAGUUGCAAUCGUAUCUCUACAUCUGUCUCUACCACUGGGCUAAAGGAAGCAUUGUGCAAUAUUUAUUUUCUUUGUUAAUUGGUGUUAUAUAUUCAGUGAAUAUUUUGAAGAAUACAAUGAACUAU
Molecule: messenger RNA, 1105 nt
Organism: Capsicum annuum
Lineage: Eukaryota; Viridiplantae; Streptophyta; Magnoliopsida; Solanales; Solanaceae
Product: B3 domain-containing protein REM5
Exons: 2
Coding region: 122-544 (140 amino acids)
Molecular function (GO): DNA binding
Source: RefSeq, a predicted model, not a curated record